Messenger RNA from Leptosia nina, 207 nucleotides. NCBI's taxonomy places the organism in Eukaryota, Metazoa, Arthropoda, Insecta, Lepidoptera, Pieridae. The record is from the annotation of a GenBank genome assembly.
AUGCGAAACGAGGUAACAAAUAUGAAACUUCAUGCCGGGUCACCUUUGUACGCAAACGAACAAUGGGAAUCCCGAAUCGGCGGCGAGUUCUCGAAACCGCACAGGCGGAAAACGGUAAGUAGAGCCGGCAACGUCGCACAGGUCUCGCUCGGUUCGCAGUCCAAUGACGUAGCACGAUUAUCCUUUCUAGUUUCUACACUAUUCUAA